Messenger RNA from Thelazia callipaeda (thelaziosis nematode), 369 nucleotides. Lineage: Eukaryota; Metazoa; Nematoda; Chromadorea; Rhabditida; Thelaziidae. The record is from the annotation of a GenBank genome assembly.
AUGACUAUGGAUAAGGAAAUUAAAGAAGUAGAAGAGGAGAGUUCGAUUGAUUCUUCGAGUAGCAGUGAUAGUAAUGAUGAUGAACAUUCGUACGAGAAUGGCAGUACGGAGGAAAUGGAAGAAAGUGAUUUAUCUUCUGACGAGUCAUCAGAAAGUCCACGUAGUCGUCUGAUUAAAUCUGUAACGAGUGUAAAAGAGAAUAUUGUACGUGUAACAAAGCCACUGGAAAAAUGGCAUCAAUACAUACUCAAUAGUGUGCUUUACAAUAAGGAGUUUGUAUAUGUCGAUAAAGUUUUUUGUUGGAUUCAGCAGAAAUCAAGAUUGAAGAGAGAACAGGUUAGGCGUAGAACAAAUCAUUCUUAUAUUUAA